This is a messenger RNA of Anneissia japonica, 1482 nucleotides long. RefSeq lists its product as uncharacterized. Lineage: Eukaryota; Metazoa; Echinodermata; Crinoidea; Comatulida; Comatulidae. The record is from RefSeq and is a predicted model, not a curated record. Bases 44 to 1477 code for a protein of 477 amino acids. The transcript is spliced from 6 exons.
CACCUUGCUGAACCAAUGUCAACCGAAAACAGGUGUGUGAGUGAUGAUGUCUUUUUUCUUACGGCUAUCGCGAAAGUUUGUUUUUUUAUUGCUGAUGAGCUUUGUUGUAUUAAUAUUUAUGGCGGAACCAGCUGACUUAGCUCUACUUUCUUAUCGGAAACCUGUCAAUAGUUCCUCCGAAAGUAGACUGUUCUCUGGUCCUCUAUCUACUGUUACAGAUGGCAUUGAUUCUGCUUUUCAAGAAAUACCUCCAUGUUUUCAUUCUGAAAUGGGAUACGGUGAAUGGUUGGCUGUCGAUCUGCAGGAUAUUUAUCAAGUUGAAAAAGUCUCUGUUAUAAACCGAAUUACGUCUUGGGAACCUGCCGUUAGAAGAAUAAAAGACGCAGAAAUCAUCAUUGUUACUGAUAUUGAAGAUCGUAAUGAUGGUCAAUCGUGCGGCUAUCCAGUGACUUUGGACCAGGUUUAUAAAAGUCCCUUAAUCGACUUUGCAUGUACUCCUUCAAUCAUUGGCCGCUAUGUUAUUUUGUGGAUUAAUGGGCUUGAAUAUUUACAUGUGUGCGAAAUCCGUGUGUAUGGCAACACAACGGCACAUUACAAUGGAGGUUUGGAAGCUGUUGGUUUUUGGCCUUUGAAUAGGUAUUACGAGUUUCACGAUAUAUCUAGAUUUAAACAUGAUGGGCACGCAUCUUCUGGUUGGCUAUUGACAACUGGUGUAAAAAAUACUAUCGAUCAGGCCAUCGAGUUUACAUCUGCAAUUCUUGUGAUCCAAAAUUAUCAUAAUUUUGUGAGCGGAUCUGCGUUUUCCAUCUGCUUUCAUAUCUAUCCGUUUACGGAUUCGUAUGGGUCUAUAGUCAUAUUCAGAGGGUUCACACAAACUUUUAGCAUUUCGCAUGCUCAACCAAGUGGUUUUACUCACAUUUCGGAAGUUGUUGUUUGUUAUGACGGUGCUGAAGUGAUUCGAUGUAAUGCCCUGAUGCCCGAUGAAUGGACUUUCUUCGCUGUAACUUUCAAUGGAUUUCUAAGGCAAAUGACAGUCUGGAGGAACAGUGAGAUAGUCCAUACCGUGAACACGUCAUUCUCUACGAUUGACAUGAAUGUCACAGACAUUAAGUUUGCAGAGGAUCCUACAGUACAUAUGAAGCUGAGUAGGAUUCAGAUUUACAACAGAGCUUUGACUGAGGCUGAGAUGAAAACAGCUGAAGAACGGGGACCGGUGGUCCACCAACGAAUCACCCGCUUGAUCUCUUCAAAAGAAAAAGAACUAAGUGGUGUAAUAUUGAUUAGCUUCAACGUAGAAUCAGCAACACGCUGUGCUGCGUUUUGCAACCACGAUCUUGAAUGCACAGGUUUCGUCUACAACAACGAUCUCUGUUGUCUGUUCAACAAAAUUGAACUGGUCACUACCCACAAACAUAAUCCUGAUUCUGUUCAGUAUGAAAUAUUAUACGAGUGUUUAGAAAAAAAUUGUGUUAAAUAAACAAA